Molecule: messenger RNA, 1199 nt
Organism: Labeo rohita (rohu)
Lineage: Eukaryota; Metazoa; Chordata; Actinopteri; Cypriniformes; Cyprinidae
Product: Arylamine N-acetyltransferase, pineal gland isozyme NAT-10
Exons: 2
Coding region: 92-964 (290 amino acids)
Molecular function (GO): acetyltransferase activity
Source: RefSeq, a predicted model, not a curated record
CCCUCAUUCUGAAGACAUUCACUCUUGGAGACACUUUCUUCUCACUAGCAAAUUCACUUGACAACUCACUGGCUUCAUCUAAGGGAAUCUAAUGGAUCUACAAGGGUAUUUCAACAGGAUUGGGUUUACUGGCCCAUACGACAAACCUGAUCUGGACACUUUACGCACCAUCCAUAAGCUUCAUGUUAUGACUAUUCCCUUUGAGAACCUCAGCAUCCAUUGUGGGGAGAAGAACACGACGGACCUGCACAUCAUCUAUGAUAAAUUAGUCAAGAGCAAUCGGGGUGGCUGGUGUUGUGAAAACAACCUCUUGUUCUCAUGGGUCCUAAAGGAGAUGGGUUACAAAUACACCACACUAGGCUCCAAGGUGUUUAACAAGUUCCAAAAUGAUUUCUACCACGUGGACUCCCAUCUCAUCAAUAUGGUGGAGAUUGAUGGGAAGCAUUACAUUACUGAUGUGAGCUAUGGAGUGUCGUGCCAACUGUGGUAUCCCUUAGAGAUGAUCUCGGGUAAAGAUCAGCCGCAGCCACCAGGUGUUUUCCGCCUACUUAACAAUGGGGAGACAUGGGUUCUGGAGAAGACCUCAAGAAAGCAAGUGGUCAAAGAUAAGGUCUAUGCUAAUUCUAGCCUUAUUGACAAGCGCCUGACAAAGAUAAUGUAUUGCUUCCCAUUAACACCCCGUGACAAAGAACAUUUUGUAGAAACCCUGGAUUGCUUGCAGACCAGCCCAGAUUCUCGGUUUGUGCUAAAGUCCAUUUGCUCCCUUCAGACACCCAAUGGCUUCAGAGCUCUGAUUGGCUGGACUUACAGCGAGAUCAUAUACAACCCAGAAGAGGACUCUGACUUGGUGGUCAUGAAGGAAAUCCCUGACUGUGAAAUAGAGGCUGUGCUUCAGGAAAAGUUUAAUGUGGUGUUAGUUAAUAAGUUCACACCUAAAAACAACAAAGCUAAUUAUUGCAUGUAAUACUUAGAAGUGCUGUACUAUGGCCUAUAAGUUAUGCAUAAGUAUGCAUCUUGCAUCUUAAGUAUUGUCAAGCAUCUUAAUGGACAAUGCUUGUCACCAGAGAGGGAAAAAAUAAAUGUAAAAACUCUCAAAAUAAAUAAAUAAAUAUAAAAUAAAUUUAAAUAUAAAUACACUGUAAUGCCCUCAAAAAAAAAAAAAAAAACAGCUUUCAAAGGAGAAAGAUGCUUGUGUACCA